CUUUUAAAAUUUAAAUCGAAAAAAAUACGGAAGAAGGUGCUAUUUGGUGAGAUUAACCCUUUUUAAAACUAAUGUCCAAUGGCGCCUUUGAUCUUCCUUUUCCACUCUAAUGCUUAAUUGUGCUAGCCAAUUUCAUAAGUUGACACCAAUUCUCUACCAGAAAAACUAACACAAAUAGCAGAUAUGAUUCCGAGAUUCACUGUUUUUAAGCGAUCCCUAUCAACUUCCCCUUAUCUCUCUCAGAGAAUUAAACAAACAGAGAGUGAUAUUGUCAAUAUGUUCCGGGUAUCCGGUACGAAGGGUGAAACGGAGAGCUUCCCCGUGAACCGGAAGUUUAUAAGGAAGGACACGUCAGUUAGGAAACUGGACGAGAGAUUCAUUAGAAUUCUAAAGAUCUUUAAAUGGGGACCUGACGCCGAAAAGGCCAUGGAGGUGUUAAAGCUGAAAGUAGAUCAUCGAUUAGUUCGCGAUGUUUUGAAGAUUGAUGUUGAGAUUAAUGUGAAGAUUCAGUUCUUUAAAUGGGCCGGUAAAAGGAGAAACUUUGAACAUGAUUCCACUACUUAUUUGGCUCUAAUACAUUGUCUGAAUGAAGCUGGACUGUAUGGUGAAAUGUGGAAGACAAUUCAAGAUAUGGUGAAGAGUAGUAUAUGUGAAAUCAGUCCUGCCGAUUUAUCUGAAAUUGUUAGAAUGUUGGGUCAGGCCAAGAUGGUUAACAAGGCGCUAUAUGUGUUUUACCAAAUAAAAGGUCGUAAAUGUAAACCGACAGCUAGUACUUAUAACUCUAUGAUCUUGAUGUUGAUGCAAGCAAAUCAUCAUGAAAGGGUCCAUGAGAUUUAUAAUGAGAUGUGUAAUGAGGGCAACUGUUUUCCGGAUACAAUAACAUAUAGCGCACUCAUUUCAGCUUUUGGAAAACUGGGUCGUCACGAUUUAGCAAUUAUGUUGUUUGAUGAAAUGAAGGAGAAUGGCCUUCAUCCCAACGCAAAAAUCUAUACAACCUUGUUAGGAAUAUACUUUAAGUUGAAUAAGGCUGAGAAGGCUUUGGAUGUGAUCCAGGAGAUGAAGGAUAAGGGUUGUAAUCUGACUGUCUUUACAUACACUGAAUGGAUCAAGGGGCUUGGAAAAGCCGGCAGAGAAGAUGACGCUUACCGGGUAUUCUUGGAUAUGAUAAAUGAUGGUUGCAAGCCUGAUGUCGUGCUCAUAAACAAUGUUGUCAAUAUUUUGGGUAAAGUGGGUCGUUUGAAAGAUGCCCUUCGGGUCUUUGACCAAAUGGAGGCUCUGCAAUGUGAACCAAAUGUGGUGACAUUUAACACUGUAAUAAAGGCUUUAUUUGACUGCAAAGCUCCAGCUUCCGAGGCUGCUUCUUGGUUUGAAAAGAUGAAAAGGAGAGGUAUUGCUCCUAGCUCGUUUACUUACUCAAUUCUUAUUGACGGUUUUUGCAAAACAAACAGAGUUGAGAAAGCUUUACUGCUUCUUGAAGAGAUGGACGAAAAGGGAUUUCCUCCUUGUCCGGCUGCCUAUUGCAGCUUGAUCAAUAGUCUUGGAAAAGCAAAACGAUAUGAAGCUGCUAAUGAGUUAUUUCUAGAGUUGAAAGAGAAUUGCGGACGUACUAGUGCCCGUGUAUAUGCUGUGAUGAUCAAACAUUUUGGUCAGUGCGGCCGUCUAAGUGAGGCUAUAGAACUUUUUAAUGAGAUUAAGAAACUUGGGAUCAAACCUGAUGUUUAUGCUUACAAUGCACUCAUGUCAGGUAUGGUAAGAGCCGGCAUGAUAGACGAAGCUCAUUCCUUGCUUAGAACAAUGGAAGAAACGGGUUGCACUCCAGACUUAAACUCACAUAACAUUAUCUUGAAUGGCUUGGCUAGGACAGGAGUCCCGGACCGAGCAAUUGAUAUGUUUAUGAAGAUGAAAAAUUCAAUGGUUAAGCCAGACGCCAUCUCUUACAAUACUGUUCUUAGCUGUUUGAGCCGCUCUGGUAUGUUUGAAGAAGCUGCAAAGCUGAUGAGAGAGAUGAAUUCAAAAGGAUUUGAAUACGAUCACAUUACGUACUCAUCAAUUCUUGAGGCAGUUGGCAAGGUCGAUGAAGAUUGUGCACCGGCUGUUUUUUCAGAGGACCUGGUUCAAUUGCAAGCUAUGACGCAAAUGAUCGCGGUGAUCAAUAACCCCAGCCUUUAAAAUACCAAUGCAGCAUCAAAUUUACGAUGGGCAAUUUUGAACUGACCGAAGUAAAGAACUCUUCACAUUCCAUUUUGUAUUGGCGUUUAUUGCUAUAUUCGAGUUCACUGGACAUGGUCGAAAUGAAUAUAAAUGGUAAGACUUUUAAUUCUACUUAUGAAUGGCGAGCUGAAAAACCUACAUUUCUGCAAGCUUCAUGGUUCACAUCUUACGGGUGUUAAUGGUUCUUGUCGGAAUCAUGCUGUGCUCGAUCUGUGUUGGCAAGAGAAUCUAGCCCUCGCGGCGAAAAUGACUGUUGAAUUGCAGUACGCAAUUGUAAGAUGCAAGUGCAGGCAGUGGAAAUUUUUGUAGCUAUUUCUAUUUUUAUUCUCCAAAUGUAAAUUGUUUUUGUACAGCAAGUAUAAAAUGCUUAGAAUUGUCAAUGCCACAUCCAGGGUGGAGGAAGUUUAAUAUAAAUAACUGUUUGGUUAGAAA
Messenger RNA from Mercurialis annua (annual mercury), 2643 nucleotides. RefSeq names its product pentatricopeptide repeat-containing protein At3g16010. The record is from RefSeq and is a predicted model, not a curated record. The transcript has 4 exons. The coding region runs from base 184 to 2169 and encodes 661 amino acids. Gene Ontology annotation, molecular function: protein binding. NCBI's taxonomy places the organism in Eukaryota, Viridiplantae, Streptophyta, Magnoliopsida, Malpighiales, Euphorbiaceae.